This is a messenger RNA of Knipowitschia caucasica, 705 nucleotides long. Lineage: Eukaryota; Metazoa; Chordata; Actinopteri; Gobiiformes; Gobiidae. The record is from the annotation of a GenBank genome assembly.
AUGGCAAAAAGUCUCCCCGAGUUGCUGCGAGAGGCAGCAAAUUUAAUAGAAGAAGCUCUAAACAGAACUUCUCAGCCUCCGGUGGCGGCUCAGUCGCUUCAGAUACCUGCUACACCCUCUAGAACACCUGUCCAAGCCGAGAUAGCGAGGCUCUUUGCGCCAUAUAAUGGUGGUGGAGCUAAUAGAGGGAAUAGGGCAAGACGACCAGCAGUUCAAAUCAGCCGAAGAAGCUACACACACACAGUCUGCUGUUUGGCUGAACACAAAGCGGAUAAAGUUCCAAACACAACUCUUAAAGCAGACCUCCUUGCUUCAGGACUUGGAGAGCAAAAAAUAACAAUUACAGGGAAUGACACUGAUCCCAUGGUGUUAACAAAUAAACUGAUGGAAGUAUUUCCCAAGCUCCAAGACGGAGGAGGUUUUGAACUUCUAAAGAUUUCAGGAUCUACUCGCAGUCGAAAUCUUGCAUUGCUUCCAUGUCCCAGCUCUGGAUACACUCUUGCCUAUCUAAAAGAUCCAUCAACGAUGAUUGGACAGGCUACUAUCUACAUACGUCCACUUCAACAGGAUCUACCCAUAGAUUGUGAGGAGGGCUCACAUCAUGCCUCCGGGCCAGACAUCCCCUGCCUCACUUGUGAAAAGGCAGUUCCUUUUUCGGAAAUGAAGGUUCACAGACUGAGCUGCAAUGGAAUGGAAGCUUAUUAA